Molecule: messenger RNA, 1155 nt
Organism: Filobasidium floriforme
Lineage: Eukaryota; Fungi; Basidiomycota; Tremellomycetes; Filobasidiales; Filobasidiaceae
Product: Pkinase-domain-containing protein
Exons: 6
Coding region: 1-1155 (384 amino acids)
Biological process (GO): protein phosphorylation
Molecular function (GO): ATP binding; protein kinase activity
Source: RefSeq, a predicted model, not a curated record
AUGGAAAUCUCGUCCUCCUCCUCACGCUCAGGUAGCAAGCUCGAUGCGAACGGAAGCACCAACGGAUCGUCCAAGUCGACCGUCAAGAAGACGAGGAAAAAGUCGGAAAAGAAUGGGAGCAACGGGUCGGAUUCGGGUCAUGGGUUCCCCGAGCUCAGGGACGAGGAUCUCAAGGUCGUCGGCGACCUAGGCGCCGGAAACGGAGGAACCGUAAACAAGGUCUUGCACAAAGAGACCGGCCUGUACAUGGCCAAGAAGCUCGUACUGAUAGAUGCCAAACCGGCGGUACGGAAGCAGAUCCUGCGAGAGCUCCAGAUCAUGCAUCACUGUUCGUCCGAGUGGAUCGUCUCGUUUUACGGCGCUUUCCUUUGCGACGUGCACGUGGGGAUCUGUAUGGAAUACAUGGAUCGAAGAUCGCUCGACGGUAUCUACAAGAAGCAUGGCGCGGUCCCUAUCGACAUUGUAGGCAAGAUCUCCGAGGCCGUCCUGAGGGGUCUCACGUAUUUGUAUGAUGAGCACCGGAUCAUGCAUCGAGAUAUCAAGCCGUCGAACAUCUUGGUCAACUCAAAGGGAGAUAUCAAGAUUUGCGAUUUCGGCGUGUCCGGCGAGCUGAUCAACUCCGUCGCCAACACGUUUGUGGGUACGAGCACGUACAUGAGCCCGGAACGAAUUCAAGGCGGCAACUAUUCGGUCAAGAGCGACAUCUGGUCUUUAGGCAUUUCCCUGAUCGAGCUGGCUUUGGGACGAUUCCCCUUUAUGAACGACGACGACCAGGACGACAGCGACAACGACUCUGACCUGGAAGAGAUGAGGCGGACGAUCACGGGACGAGACGACGGGCAAGGGAGGGUGGUGGAAGACAAGAAACCGAAACAGGACAGGCCACCGAAACCUCCUCGGCAGCACCAGCAAGCUGGAGGUGGAGGGAUGAACAUGAGCAUCCUGGACUUGUUGCAGCAUAUCGUCAAUGAACCCGCACCCCGAUUGGUACCCGCGGGCAAAUAUCCCGUCGAGGCGGAACAAUUUGUGGAGGAUUGUCUCCGCAAGGAGCCGGGCGAACGCAAGUCUCCAAAGGAGCUAUUGCUUUACCCUUGGAUAGUGGACAGUCGGGUUACCAAGGACGAUCUCGAGAGAUGGGCCAUCUCGGUCGACUAG